Messenger RNA from Cyprinodon variegatus (sheepshead minnow), 2835 nucleotides. Its product is annotated as glucosidase 2 subunit beta-like. Bases 95 to 1471 code for a protein of 458 amino acids. The record is from RefSeq and is a predicted model, not a curated record. Gene Ontology annotation, biological process: liver development; N-glycan processing. The transcript has 15 exons. Gene Ontology annotation, cellular component: glucosidase II complex. NCBI's taxonomy places the organism in Eukaryota, Metazoa, Chordata, Actinopteri, Cyprinodontiformes, Cyprinodontidae. Gene Ontology annotation, molecular function: calcium ion binding; protein binding.
ACGCAGGUUGUGCAUCCCGAGUUUGAAACAUCCUUGAGCGGGAUUUUAAUGAGGACUCUCUGACAGCAGGCGGUGAACAUUUCUAUCCUCUGAGAUGCGUCUCCACGUCAUCACCGCAGCUUUUCUCUGGGCUGCGUUUGUGGACUCGAGGAAAAUCAGAGGAAUAUCUUCAUCCUAUAAAAGGUUCUACAGGGAGAGGAAGUCCUUUUUGUGCAUAGAUGGGUCAAGAAUGAUCCCCUUCGAGCAAGUGAACGACGACUACUGCGACUGCGCAGACGGCUCUGAUGAACCAGGUACCUCAGCAUGUCCUCGUGGUCGAUUCUACUGCACCAACCUUGGUUUUAGGCCGCACUACAUCCCAUCAUCUAGAGUGAAUGAUGGCAUCUGCGCAGAUUGCUGCGAUGCUUCAGAUGAAUACAACAGCCAUGUUCGCUGCCAGAACACUUGCUGGAAUCUGGGACAAAAAGAGCGAGCAUACGUUGAGGGUCAGAUGAAGACCUUGGACGAAGGUUUGAGACUCAAACAGCAGCUGAUUGAGGAGGGGGUGCUGCUCUGGAGGGAGAAACAGGCGCAGCUCAGGGAGCUUCAGCGGGCUGCUGAAGAUCUGCAGAUCAAAUUAGAGGAGCAGAGGAGGAGGAAACAUGAGGCUGACCGACUCAAAGAGCAAACAUUAAAGGGUCUGGAAGCAAGGAAUAAAGGUUUUAGACAUCAGAACAGCACUAUAUCGCACCUUUUUCAACUACUGGACAGCAACAAAGAUGGCAGUAUAUCGGUGGAUGAAAUCAAAGCUAAAGUGGUGCUUGUCCAUGAUGAGAAGCGGGUUCUCUCUGAGGAUGAAGCACUGACCUUGUUGGGUGGAGGCCCUCAAAUGGGUCUUAGCAAGUUUGAAAACACACUCUGGGAUGUCCUGAUUCGAGGCAACAACUAUAAGAUCAAAGAUGCCUACAGUGCCCCAGGUGGUCUCAUGAGUGAGGAUCCUCACUUAAAGGCAGCUGAGAGAGCUGCAGAGUGGGAGGCUACUGACUUGAAGAAGGUAGAGGAAGCCUACGAGACAGUCAACAUGGAAAUAAGUGAUCUACAGAAGAAGCUGGAAAUAGACUAUGGGACAGAUUGGGAGUAUUUGUAUCUGAACGGCCAAUGCUACAAGCUGAAAGUUUACGAGUACAUGUAUACACUGUGCCCGUUCAAUACAGUCUCACAAAAGAGCACAUCAGGAACAGAGGUCUCAUUAGGAACAUGGGGGAUGUGGGCAGGACCGCCAAAGAACCACUACAGUCAGAUGGUGUAUGAGAACGGCGAACCGUGCUGGGAAGGAGGUUCUCGCACAACUACUGUCACGCUGACAUGUGGAACGGAGACAGCCCUGCGAUUGGUGAAGGAGCCCAGCAAAUGCCAGUACAUCAUGGACUUUGAGACUCCUGUGGCCUGUCAGCCAGUGCUAAAGCAGAGGGGCGUUCACAGCGAACUGUGACCUCCUCUUCCCUUAGCCGCCUUAGCCUGGAAUAACUUGGAACCGCGGCCUUUGUCGCCUUGCCCCUAGUGACAGGCUGAGGUCCUGAGGGUCCCCUCUGACAUCUGUGUUGUCAGAACGUAUAUACUUCUAAGCAAGUUUGACUAAGGUCAGAAAGUAUUUUUCUGUAAUGAUGUUCCAUGAACACUUUCCGUAGUUUGCAUAGACUGUUACUUAAUUUCCAUUCUGUUUCCAUAUAGCAUUUAUUGACCAAUUAUCAGAAUGGAAAAAUCAGUACACUUGCUUAGUCUUCAGUAUUUCAGCAAUAUUACAGUGUGAAAAAUAAUAAAAUGAUCCUAGAUAGAGUAUUAGAUAAGAGAAUUUGACAAUACUGUUGCAAUAUAUUCCAAACUGGAUGCUUUAAAUGACAAGUUUAUCGUUCUACUUGUAUGUGGUGUCCACUUUAUAAAACCUCAUUUAAAAUCAGAAGAAUAUAUCUUGAAAUAUAUAUGUAUAGAAUAGUUAUAUUUAGAAAAAACACCAAAGACCUAAAAAAUAAACGUUCAAAGUUCCUUUAUUUCUUUUUUUCCGGACUGAAAUUUUAAACAUUUCCUGUCAGUUUUAAAAGGUCAGUAACAAACUUUACUUUGGGUGUAUUGUGCAGAUCAUACCUUAUAAGAUUGGAUAGCAUGCCUGCAGUUUAUUUUGGCUCCAAAUAGAUUUGUGGAAAUCUUUUUUUAAGCCUCUUCUAGGGCUUCUUGAUUUUUUUGGAUUUUUUGUUGUUGUUGUUUUUGGAGCCAGUAACUUCUAAAGGAAACAUUUCUGCUUAAACUUGGACCUCUGUAGGUCCAGUUGGCUUUGGCCUCAGUCGUCACCAAUCAUACAAAGUAUUCAAACCCCUACAUUUUUACAUCAAAUACUGAUAAAAUCCCUUUUUUGAUAAAAAAAAGAAAAAGUAUUUUUCCAACUUCAUUAGGUCAAUGAUACUGCUUAGAUUCCACACAAGUAUUUAUAUCAGAUCUAUUAGAUUAUGAAAAUUGUAUAUUUUGUCUGACAUUAAUUAAAUGUACUCCUUUAUGCAACUUUAUGCUAACAUUGUUACUUUGCCUAAAAUUGACAUUUCUGUCUUAAAAGAGCAACUGUACUCAUGUAAAAGUUGCAUAUUUGCAUUUCUAUUUAGAACAAAUGCCCCAGAGGCUAAUUCCUACCGGGGAAAUUAUUCAAAGAUGCAGCUUUUUGUUGAACAGAGAAACUACUGAUGGGUUUCAUCCUUUAGUAUUUUCCAUUCCAUUUAUCCUUUAUUCUGUAGGUCACAUAUUUGUGCUAACUGUAUUAAAGAAAAUGAUUGGAUUGCACAUAAUUGCUGUAUAAAGAUUUCUCUGGUU